Molecule: messenger RNA, 4918 nt
Organism: Dromiciops gliroides (monito del monte)
Lineage: Eukaryota; Metazoa; Chordata; Mammalia; Microbiotheria; Microbiotheriidae
Gene: HUNK
Product: hormonally up-regulated Neu-associated kinase
Biological process (GO): intracellular signal transduction; protein phosphorylation
Cellular component (GO): cytoplasm
Molecular function (GO): ATP binding; protein serine/threonine kinase activity
Source: RefSeq, a predicted model, not a curated record
GCGGCAGCAGCAGCUUCAAUAGCAGCAGCAGCAGCUGGAAGAAGACAAGGAGAAGGAUGCCGGCCGCGGCUGGGGACGGGCUCUUGAGCGAGCCGCCCGCGCCAGGCUCCGGUCUGGGAGGAGGAGACGGCGGCGGGGAAGACGCGAAGCCUCCCCUGGCCUCGGCGGGAAGUUUCCUCCCACCUUGGGUGAGCGCGGUGUCCAGGGAGCAGCUCCGAGACUUCCAGCACAACAAACGCGUCGGCAACUACCUCAUCGGCAGCAGGAAGCUGGGGGAAGGCUCCUUCGCCAAAGUGAGAGAGGGAUUGCAUGUGCUGACCGGAGAAAAGGUGGCAGUGAAGAUUAUUGAUAAGAAGAGAGCCAAAAAGGACACUUAUGUCACAAAAAACCUAAGACGAGAGGGGCAGAUCCAGCAAAUGAUCCGGCACCCCAACAUCACUCAACUACUUGAUAUCUUAGAGACAGAAAAUAGCUACUACCUGGUCAUGGAGCUGUGUCCUGGUGGCAACCUGAUGCACAAAAUAUAUGAGAAAAAAAGACUGGAGGAGCACGAAACUCGCAGAUACAUCAGGCAACUUAUCUUAGCAGUAGAGCAUCUUCAUCGAGCAGGAGUGGUCCACAGAGACUUGAAGAUAGAAAAUUUGCUGCUAGAUGAAGACAACAAUAUCAAGCUGAUUGACUUUGGCUUAAGCAACUAUGCAGGCAUCUUGGGUUAUUCAGAUCCUUUCAGUACCCAGUGUGGCAGCCCAGCCUAUGCAGCUCCAGAACUUCUUGCCAGGAAGAAAUAUGGUUCCAAAAUAGAUGUCUGGUCCAUAGGUGUGAAUAUGUUUGCUAUGUUAACUGGAACACUGCCUUUCACUGUGGAGCCAUUCAGUCUGAGAGCUUUAUACCAAAAGAUGGUGGACAAAGAAAUGAACCCCCUCCCUACUCAACUCUCUACUGCAGCCACAAACUUCCUGCGAUCUCUGCUAGAACCAGAUCCUGCAAAGAGACCAAACAUUCAGCAAGCACUGGCAAACCGUUGGCUUAAUGAGAACUGUCCUGGAAAAGCUCCGUAUAACAUCACAUAUCCAAACAGGAUUCACCUAGAAGACUUGAGCCAAAGUGUGGUACUUCACAUGACGGAAAAGCUUGGGUACAAAAAUAGUGAUGUGAUCAACACCGUCUUGUCCAACAGGGCUUGCCACAUCCUUGCUAUUUACUUCCUGCUGAACAAGAAACUUGAACGCUAUUUGUCAGGCCUUAGAAAGUCGAACAUUCAGGACAAUAUCUUCUACAAGAACCAGCUCUAUCAGAUAGAAAAAUACGGCUUGAAUACAGAGUCUUCUGAGGACAAAAAACUUAAAGAACAAGAGAAGAAAGGGGAUUUUCUUCAUCGACCAUUUCCAAAAACACUAGAUAAGAACCUGACUUCAUACAAGCAGCCAUCGGCUUGUCUCGUCACACAGAUUCAAAACACCAAAGCCAGAAAGGACCAGAAAGCUGCCAAGCCUAGUUUUCCAGAAAAAGAUUCAUUUCGUGGCCUUAGCCCCUUCCACGAAGCUGCUAUAGGAGCCAAGACUGGGUGUAUUGCUUCUUGUUCCUUGGAAUAUCUUGAAAUUCAGCAUCCCAGGACCCCAAGAAUUACGAAGAAGCAGGAACUUCAUCAGCAAGAAACUGCAAGCAUGGGAAUCCAGUCAAAGGACAAUCAUUUAAUCCUAGAUGUUGUACGUUCCUUUGAAUCUGUUGAUCGAGAGGACCAAAUAGAACUUCUCUCUCCAACUCAUCACUAUAGGAUUUUGAGUUCACCAGUGAACAUUUUACGAAGAAACUCUAAUGAGAGGACAUUAUCCCCAGUCUUACCAUUGGGGAGCAUCUCCCCUAGCAAAGUUCCCCCCCAUUCUACUCCAGUCUCUUUUGCCUAUGAAGAAAAAAAUAGUCCUUCUAGGGAAGAGGGUAUGUGUUCCCCUCCAGCAGUUUCCGCUAAUGGCACCACCACACAUCCUCUGGGGAGUCCAAAUUGUGUGAAAAGUAGGGGCAGGUUUCCCAUGAUGGGAGUUGGACAAAUGUUGAGAAAGAGAAAUCAGACUAUUCAGUCAUCCACUGACAAGCCUUUGGAGGCCCGGCUGCCUCCAUUACAUCAGAUUAAUCCAGGAAACAUUUCAUUUGAUACCAAUGAUGGUGUGAAAGGCCAAUGUUAACUUAGGUCAUCAGAGUUCUAGUGUCUCUUUGGAUUUGGAAGUUUCACCACAAAGGGAAAAUAUUGCUACAUAGCUCUGCAUAUCUGCCAGAGUGUUGUUGUGUCUGGGGAAUCUUAUAUUGAUUGUCUUUCACAGGCUCACUUUAUGAGAUGAUAGAUAAGCUCUUCCUAUAUUUUGUGUUUUUUAAAAAAAAGCUGAAGUUCAUCAGUGUCUUUGAAGCCUGCACAGUGAAACCUAUUUCCCUGAACAUCAGAAAAGUGGGUUUUUGUGGUUUUAUUUUUUUGGGGGGGGGGAGUGGGAGGGGGGGGAAUUUGAUAUAAAUAAUUGUCAAUCUGAAUCAUUCAACCCCUCCUCCUUCAUCACCAUCCCCCUUGGGAGUAAGAAUUUCUUUGUAUUGACAGUCCAUGUGUAUCAAAUUAACCAGAUAAUUGCUAGGUUUGUGCUUAAUUUUGUGUUAUGUAGACACUGCCAACAUCUAUGUGUUUCUGAGUGGAAUCCUUUCAUUCUACUAUAUGUCAUAAUCAUGUGUAAAACAGUUAUAUUGAAAGAGCAUUCAGUUGGCAGAAAAGUUUGAUUCACAAAAGCUUUCUAUUUUUAGUGAAGUGGUCCUUGCUUUUAUAAUGGAAUGAAUCCAUGACAAUGUCAGGGCAUUCCAGUAAGAUAAGAACACGAGAGUUCAUUGCUCUGAUUUAUUGACAGAGGAUAUCAGAAUUAAGAGAAACAGGCAACCUUGAUGUACUGUUGAGCCACAGAUGCAAGACAGAGCCACCUCCCCAAAGGAAGGGCUAUUUUACUGAGAAUGAACCAAAUUUCAAGAAUUAAGAUAAAAAAGAAGACAGGAACUCUGCUCUCAGUAGCAAGGUUUUGCCAAAUGUUUCUGCUAUAGUUGUUUGGUUUUAAGGUGCUUGAGCCUCCUCCAAUCCCUACCUGAAAAUAGUUAAUGGGUGAAUCAUUUCUUUUUCCUUUAAAAUGUUUUUAAUAUGAAAUUAAUAUCAGCAAACAGACAAAGAGCAGAAGAGGAUUGUAUAUGUAACUGUGAACUUCUGUUAGUACAGUUUGUGUUUUAACAUGGUAGUGGCAAAAAUGUCCUGUUUGUGUCCCUUUUUGAAAUUCCUUCUGCUCUUAUGUGUACUUUUUAAUGUUUCAUUGUUAGCACCCCCCACCUUUUUGCAUUUCUAUCACUAUUCACUGAUGCUCUCCCCACCUCAGCUUCCAAAAUAGCAAACCAUUCCUCUACGAACGAAAUUUUCAUCAUGAGAUACUGAACACAAAUAGCGUAACUGUUUUAGAAGUUGUUUGGUAAUCUAAAAAAAAUUGAUUCUAUUAAACUCACCAUGGUUUCAUUGGGAACUUUUAAAAGGUUGCUAGUGGUCAUCACAGUCCUUGAAAUGGAAGGGACCUUACCAACUGCUUCAUCUUACAGAGGAGGAAACUGAGAGCAUACAGGUAGUAAGAAAGAACUGGAAUCCAGUCUUCUUUUGGCUAGGCAACAAGGUGGUGCAGUAGAUGAUAGAGUGCUGGGCCUGGAGUCAAAAAGACCUGACUUCAAAUCUGACCUUAAAUACUUAAGAGCUGUGUGACCCUAAUUAAGUCAUUUAAUCUGUCUGUGUCAGUUUCCUUAACUGUAAAAUGGAAAUAAUAGUCAACAUUCCUCCUAGGGUUGUUAUGAGGAUCAGAUGAAGUUUGUAAAGCAUCUGACACAUAGAAGACUAGCUAUGGCCUAUGUCUAUCCAUUUUGAGUUCCUGGAUGAUGGGUGGUUUGCAGGGGUUUUGGGGGGGAGGGUGUUAAUCUCCUGCAUUUGUGGGUUCUGACACACCCAUCUUUUAACAGGCUAGCUUGGGACAUUCCAGAAUGUUUCUCAGACAUUUGCAACUGGUUCCAUCCAAAGGAACGCUAAAGCAGAAUUCUCAUAGCCAGAAGGCUAAACCCUCACCAUAGCAGUGUUAUUUCUAGACUGCCAAGGAGGAUAGCACAUUCUAGAACAGAGCUGUCUGUUGUGAGCUGUGAAAACAAAUUUACCAGGCCUAUGCCAUAUUUAAAUGCAUCAUCUCCUUUGAAGUACUGCUUUUGUGGGGAGGGGAGGAGAAGCAAGGGGGGAGGGAAGACAAUAAGUUUUAGUUUUCAUUUUUUCCCCAAACAGAUUUGCCGAGAAUUUAAAAAGAUUGAACCAAAGCUGUGUACAUUGAGGAUUUUGUCUGGGCUGUAUCAAUCUAUCUUCACUGUAUCUGAUUAUUUCCAGCUUAAGCUCCUUGCUUUAGUUACUUUCUCCUCUUAGCUGUUGAUUUUGCUGUUGCUUCAUGGAAUCAUAAAUAGACCCUGGCACUUCGGGGGAGACAAUUGGUAAUCAAAGGAGAGUGAACAGAGUUAGGACACAAAUGUGAUUAGCUCAACAUAGGUGUUGGAUAACUUGGACAGAUGGGUCACAGGCUCAGGGAAAGUCCUUUGCCUGUUGGAUAAUGUUAAUCAUGAGUCAGAAUCCCAUCUGUGAAUGAGUACUCUACUAAAAACAAGUCCGGGGCCUUAUCUUCUUUUAGUAAACAGGCAGAGAAUCUCUAAAACAAUGUGGGAAGGUGGUGGGUAUUGAGAUAUUGUUCCCAUCCCACUGACCCUGAAAGAACUCAUAUUCUACUGGGAGAUACAAGUUUUCCAAUAAGGAAAUACAAGGAAAUAGAGAAAUAAAUAGAAAAUUAUAUGGAAAGGACACAAACACUUGGGGAAUCAGGAAAGCCCGCUGACC